AUGGGUUUAACUUAUGUGCCAAGAAACAUGAUAAAAAAUCUUGGGUAGGUUUUACAAGCAAUAGGCUGACGAGAGAUAUGGUGCAAUUUUGUGAAGAAAAUAGGUGAAUAAUAGUGGAGCUCCACGCGCGCGCGCGAGUGGAGGCCGAUAGGUAAGAAAUUAUUUUUACCUAUUCAUCGGGGCAAUUUUCGUAGUCACCCGACUGUACGUCCGUCCGACCGACCGUCCGCACCACAGGGUAACCAAUGUGAAAUCUCACACUUUCAAAACGGGCUAUCCACUGACCAAUAUCACAUGACCGUAUCGGGCGCAGGUGUCGGCCCAUCGUGGCUGCGUGUUUUUUUAAAGUUAUCUUGUGACAAGUUACUACAUGUAGUGUUCAACUGAUCGUAGGCUCAACUCAAACUGGAUUUCUUUACAAUCAUGGUUACAGGUUUAUUGUUUGAAGUAAAUCUUAAAUCUAUUAAGGGGAGCUUUGCCUAUUACUUUGGAUAAAUAUAUGUAUUAUCCACCAAAUACGUAUAAGGGAAACCAGUUGCGUGGCAAGUAAAUAUAGAUUCAUCCACUGGAUAUUGUUGGCCAUCUUUUGAACAAGGGCCUGGCUUCAAUAUUGCCAUCUGGAAUUCAUCUAUAACUCAUCUAUAAAAUAAAAUAUUGUCACUCUAUACGCCAUACUUGUGUUCGAUAGAAAAUUACAGGCCGACGUUUUGGCAUUGCAGGCUACCGUCAAGGUGACAAAAAUGAUAGGUUUAGAAUUUAGUCGUUAUUUACAGUCGUCUCCAAAUACUUUGAGUCUAUUUUGGCGUCUAAAGAUGUGAGAUUUUAGCACCAAAAGAGUCGUGCGACAAACAAACCGACUAACUAACAGAAAAUACUCGCGCUCAUUAUUUAGGUAUUAAAAGGGCAACUAAAAAUCACAUUAGAAAUGAAAACCGAGGCUACGUCAACACGAAAAUGAAUAUUUUUGAACCGCAGACGUUUUUACACGAAUCAGCCUUCUGUCCACAUGAAACCAGUGAAUUUGGACACCGAAACCGAAUUUUUUUGAAAAUGCACUCCAGAGCAGUUUAAGGCACCUGUCCACACGAAUCCAGAUAAAAAAAUAUGUGAUUUCAAACAUGUCAGGAUUCGUGUGGACACAGCCUUAACAUAAUAACAUAAAAAUAAAGGUCUCGUCCACAGGAAUCCUGGCAUUUUUUGACACCGUAUAUUUUUCUACGCGGAGUCAUGUGGACGAGGCCCUAAAUCACCCUGGAGAGCGGUUUCGGUGAGCGAAUUCACCCAGUUUCGUGUGGAAGGAAGGUCGAAUCAUGUUAAAAAAAGUAUGUGGGUUCAGAAAUAUCCGGAUUCGUGUGGACGUGGCCUAAAGCAAACCAUUGCCAUGUUCAAGAUCUUUAGAAUAACUCGUUAGAAAUCGUCAACUGAUGCAUGUUAUCACAACGUAUAUUAGCGUUGUCAGAGAAUUGAUACCACCUCUCAAUGUCCAGUUGGAGCCAUGACAUGACAGUUAUAAAUUGGUCAACUUAAUACUCUAUUAUUCUAUUAAAUCUUCUGGGUGAGUAGAGAGGAAAACAAGUAUAAACAAAAAUAUAAACAAACAAACAAACAAUAAAAAAAGAAAUGAAGAAAAAGAAACCUGUCACUUUUGUAAUGGUGGUCUCCCUGUGUACAAUCGAAUCGAAAAUUAAUUACUCCUCACUCAUGGACUUUGAAAUUUGUCAUCUAACGUCAAUUUUCCUGCAAGAAUAAGCAUGGGGCGAAAACUUAUUAAUAAUGCACAGGGAAUCUUACACUCAUAAAUUCAUUUAGCAUGUACAUUGGUUUGAUUCAAAAGUCUUUGUGAUGCGGCAAUCUUAUUUAUUUAGCCACUAAAAUUGUAGCUAACGAUAUUCUUCUUAUAUUAAUCGUACGUUUUUUGUUAUUAAUUUUCAAAUACAGGGUGGAUGGACAAAUGGCAAAUUUUGGAGUGAAAUACGUCCCGCCCAAAGUAUUCAUUAAAAGAACAGAGCUCAUUAUGCAGUUAAAUAGUGCUCCAUUGAUUACAGAUGAGACUGUUAAAGGUCCGUCUGAAAGGCCUUUAAACCCUACGCCAACUGUCUUUAACUUUUCGACUGAGAUCUCUCAAAAGUACAGCACUACAAGUAAGGAGGUAAUACUGAAUAAUCUGAGAGACUUUAAAGGUUGGAAUGACUCAUUACUGCAUCAUUUCUAAGAACAUGAGUCAAAAUUCGGUUUGUUUAUUCCUUUCACAUUUAAAUAUGAUAAUCCAAGCUAGAUAAUUAAAUACUAAAGCUCUAAUUUGUAAAAGAAAACAAACUCUUGAAGGGUUCUGGUAGUAGUAGUAGCAGGAAAAUGACGUCAUCGAGCAAAAAGCAAACGCAAAUUACAAGUAUUCCUUUUUCAGGCAACGCCUGCUGUAUGAGUAUUUUGUCUUAUUAGGUCGUUUUGCUCCUAAUCUUAGAUUCUUUAAACUAGACAUCGCCCAAGCUAAGUGCUGAGAAACAGAAAUUUUGUUUGACGUGAGGAGAACGCAACUUUGAAUUACGUCAUUUGUGUACAACAUGAGCAUCACCAUUUCAAUAACGCCAAGGUUCAUUCAACCAAGAUAAACCAGAUGAUGGUCAAAAGCACGGACUCAUUCUAGUUCAGCGAGGGAAUGAAACGUGGAGCUGUUUUCGAUGCCGGCCUUAUUACUCAUUUUAUUACUCAUUUUCUUUAGAUAUUAGGCAAUUAUGUCGAUGGCGUGGCUAUUUACUGUUUUUAUGACCCUUAGAACGUCUUUUCAAAAUAUUUCCAAACGCUCUCGUAGAAAUUGUUUAAACUUUGACACGAUCGAGGCAGCUUAGGGAGGUAUAAGCUCCCUUAAGAGAUUUCCGAGAAAUACAAAGACAAGUAAAAAACGUAAUGGCGUCAUUGCGUGGCCAAGAUAACUCCGAUGUCUAUAAAACACAAGUCAUAGCAAACUUUCAUCAUUAUACAAUACAGCUUUGUUUACGUAGUAAAUGCUCAAACUUGGGAGUAAUCCUCCCUAAAAAACUCAGUCUCGCCACCUUAAGCUUUUCAUGCAUUAACAGCAUAAAUCAUUUUAGUAAAAUCCAACUAGUGGUCUAUUAUCAAUGCUGCGUUUUGAUUGGUUGAGCUACUACUAGGCUAUACGUUAUAGUCUACUGGUAGCGAAAAGCGCGCGCUUUUUGGCGGCAAAAAAGGAUUAAAGUCUAGCUUUAACUAGCUAAAAUUUUUUUAUUUUCGAUAUUUUUUACCAACUAGUUGGAUUUUACUAAAACAAUCAUUCCUCGAGCUUGAAUGGCCUCUGAGUCAAUAGCCCAUUCAAGCCCAUUCCACUCGAGGAAUAAUUGUUAUAUACAACGAGGGUAUUUCGAAAGUCGUUAUGUCUAAAACAUGACCCAAGUGCUAGCGAACCGAAGACCCCGUAGCUCUUCGCUCUGAUACGAUUAGUCGUUAUGUGAUCUUAUGUGAAUGAAAAAUGCUUCAUCAUAUACUGUACUUGUGUUAAGUAGUUUUAAUUUCCUGUAUGGUUUGUUAUUUCAUACUGGUAGAAGGUAACGUACUAAAAUCGUAUUUUUGAUGUCACUAUUAUUAUAGCCAACGGAGCCCUCUAUUGAAGAAAUAAAAGCUAUCCUCGCGGCCAACAACUGUCCUCACAUAGAUUAUGACCAGGUAAUGUUUUUUCAAGAAAUCACUUACGAAUUCCACUCAUUUAUCAAUAAGGCCAAAUGUUAUUAAUAAGGCCAAAUAAAUGCCAAAUGUUAUUAAUAAAGCCAAAUGUUCUGCCGCACUUUAUCGGAAAUAACUGUCUUUGGCCUUUGUGAAGUCUAGGGGGAUGGGGGUGUGUAUUGGAAAGUUUUGUAUCCCCUAGCUGUUUGAUAGCAUGGAUUUUUUCAAACAGGAAUCAAAUUAAAUUUUGUUGAAGACUUAAGAAUAAAGAAAUAUUAAGCGAAAAAAGUUUAACUCAACGUUUCGAUGUCACCAUGACAUCAUUAUCAAGUGACAAAGAUAAAACUAAAAACUGACUUAGUUAGUACAAUAUACAGUUUACAUGUAAAGCGACAAAAUAAGAAAGAACAAAAGUAACAUGUCAAAUUAGGGUUAGGGUCAAAUAACGUAGCGAUUAUGUAGCAAAAUUUUACAGAUACUUUGCUCCCUGAAACUAAACUGAAGGAUUCUGUUAGUUGUAGUAAAUUGAAGUCAUCAUGAAAUUGUCAUUGCCGAUUUAUUGUUGUUUUUCAGGAAAAAGACGCGUUUAAAAUACAAAAACCUGCUGCCGCUAACAAACACUACCAAGUCCAAAGGAACCUUGAGUUAGUCCUUCUUGGAGUAUCUGUUGUUGCAGUGAUCCUGUCUCUCAUAAUACUUACCAUGAUAAGGUAACUUAACGGACCUAAACUGAAAAAUUCUUCUCUUGUGUGUUUUUGUGAUCUUCACUAAAGGUUACUUUACACUUUACAGUUUUCAACUAUUAUCCUUACAAAUAAUGAUUCUUAAAAAUAAGCAACCUUCUAUAGCCGACGAAGACGGUCGCUUUUCAUCGCUAAAAAGACACAAGAGACGUCCAUGCCUGCACGAAGAAUCCGUUGAAAGCACUGUGCAAAAAAUUGGGCUACUUUCCAUUUUAUUUUAUUCAUUCUAUAGGGUUAAAAGCAGCGAGAGAAUUUUCGUUAACAAGAAUCUUCUCUUUUCUCUUGGACUUGGUAACCUCGUGUACAUUGUGGAUAUCGCCUCAUUUUCUACACGGAUGGAUCAUAUUGUAAGCAGCUGUCUUAAGUUUUAUGGUUUACGUUCCUAAAGUUUACAAGUUUUGCGUUAGAUUAGUUUUCCCCUUUUAAUCUUAUCAAUAAUGCGAUGCACAGUCAAAACUCUUCACUGGCAACCGCAUUUUUCUCCAUUGGAGACUAGUUAGAACUCUGUAGCUCGCAAUCAUGCAGGUUUUGUGAAAUGCAAUUUUUAAAAGGUGGUCCACACCUAUUUAUAUGCUUGUUAGUCAUGUUUUUGAAUCGCGUUUUUCGGCAGGAACGGUUCAACCGAUUUCUAUGUUUUUUGGCAUCCUUAACAAAGAAUGGAGCAACUUUAAGAAAAUGUUAUUUAUUUUCUUGAUAAAAACGCUCGAAGUAUCAGCGUAUGUUUAAAACCGCAUUUUUACAAAAAAAAAUGUCUUUAACUUGCAAACUCUACGACAGAUUUUUCUCUAAUUUUAGCAAAUAAGCCUCAUGGGGUUCGUAUCUUUAUAUUUUUACGAUCAGAACAGAUAUGACAUUUGUCAGUUGAAUACGAGAUUCCUUCAUCAAGUAAUUUUGAUUAAGAGAAUUAAUCACUUAUAAAUAUCGUCAUAAAACAUACUAAUGCUAUUCCUGAAAAUUGUUUCUUACCAAAUUCGAAUAUUUAGCCUUUUUUAUUCAAGUGAAAGACUGAUCUCUAAAGAUGAAACAUAAUUACUGGGCAGAAGUAGGGCGUGAUAUAUUUGCCACAACACUUUAUAUCACGUGACAUAAGCCUCCAUGUGACUUCAUGUGGUUCUGUCGGUUACAAAAUACCACUAAAAGUGUUCAACUGAAGAAUUCAUAAAUGGAAGCAAUUUAUUGCGGGAUUGUUUUAUUGGUUAUACAAUUCUAAAUUUUGAUGGAUAUAAUUUGUAAAAUGUUCACACACAAAACAAUUGAAUAAAUAAGAACAAGAAAAGUUUUUAAGAAAUACAAAGGUUUAUAAGAGUUGGUGAGUAUCUCACUGUCAAAGUAAAUGCGAAUAAUUAUCUCUUAGUUAAUUCAUACAUUACAUAUGUAUCUCGGAUAUAAUGAUUAAGUAGUUUUCAGCGCCUUAGAUGUUCAAAAGAUUCUGUUUCACGCCAAUAGUAUUUGUAAGCAAGGCUAAUUAUUAUUAUGUCAGUCUGAAUGGACAGAGAUUAAUCAAGGCAAAAACUAUCUAAACUUGUUUGAAAAGGGAAGUUGUGUCAGUGACCAUCAAAAUGUAUGAAUCAUUUUGGGCUUUUCCUGUUUAUAAUGUUUUUUCAAAGCUUUUCAAAUUUGUAAAGAAAUUAUAAUGCGAUGCACUCGAAGUGGCUCUACAGUGAAAAGCCUUUAUCAUAUACAAGUUUAAUUCUUUUCAAAAUUACCGUUAUAACCGUAGUUCAUAAAUACUCUACCUCUAAAAUAAAUGCCCUUUCCCCUCUGAAGACAAAUUGCUGUUCGUGUAUAUGAGGACCUUUGAGGGGUUUAACUGUACAGACCUUCAGUGUAUAUUUAACAGAAAAUGGUUUUAUUGUCAUAAUUUAAGGA
This is a messenger RNA of Porites evermanni, 6287 nucleotides long. NCBI's taxonomy places the organism in Eukaryota, Metazoa, Cnidaria, Anthozoa, Scleractinia, Poritidae. The record is from the annotation of a GenBank genome assembly.